Aspergillus ibericus CBS 121593 is the source of this 834-nucleotide messenger RNA. RefSeq names its product nuclear transcription factor Y subunit beta. The transcript has 5 exons. Gene Ontology annotation, biological process: regulation of transcription by RNA polymerase II. NCBI's taxonomy places the organism in Eukaryota, Fungi, Ascomycota, Eurotiomycetes, Eurotiales, Aspergillaceae. The record is from RefSeq and is a predicted model, not a curated record. Gene Ontology annotation, cellular component: CCAAT-binding factor complex; nucleus. Gene Ontology annotation, molecular function: DNA-binding transcription activator activity, RNA polymerase II-specific; RNA polymerase II cis-regulatory region sequence-specific DNA binding; protein heterodimerization activity. The coding region runs from base 1 to 834 and encodes 277 amino acids.
AUGUCGUCGACCUCUCCCUCGAAGGAACCCGAGGUGGAACCCGAAGUUCAAUCGGGUGAAGACCAGGAACAAAUGGACAAGGAACAGCACGACACUCAGGCGCAGGGUCAGGGAGAGUUCGAGGUGAAGGAGCAGGACAGAUGGCUACCAAUUGCCAAUGUGGCUCGCAUUAUGAAACUAGCUUUGCCCGAGAAUGCAAAGAUCGCAAAGGAGGCCAAGGAGUGUAUGCAGGAAUGUGUGAGCGAAUUUAUCUCAUUCAUCACCAGUGAAGCGUCCGAGAAAUGUCAGCAGGAAAAGCGCAAGACCGUCAACGGGGAGGACAUCCUGUUUGCCAUGACCUCUCUGGGCUUUGAAAAUUAUGCGGAGGCCCUGAAAAUUUACCUGUCGAAAUACCGCGAGACCCAAUCCGCCAGGGGCGAGCAUCAAAAUCGUCCGACGAGCAGUGGAUACGGGGCUGGUGGACCCGUAGGGGCCCCCGGGGCUGGUGGUCCAGGUGGGCGACCAGUUCCACCCGGUGCCGCUGGCGCCUUUCCUGAUGCUGCCGACAGUAACAGUAUCAUGAAUCCCAACUUGGACCCCUCGGAGCAGGAUACCUCCGCCUAUGGUUACCCGCCCAUGGUCGGCCAGGCACACAACGGCACCGCCGGUGAAUCUCUUCGGAAUCCAACAGACUCGAACUUCCACCUCAUAUCUCCAGAGGCUGGAUGCACCUCGUUUCCAGAAUCAACGCGGCUGGGAACACAGCCUCAAGCUACCAACGUUUCCGGAUGUUACUCCCUGUACAGCAAUCCUAAUUACGCGGUACGAUACGAUGGGUUACUUACGGGAUAUUAA